Messenger RNA from Anisakis simplex (herring worm), 915 nucleotides. The record is from the annotation of a GenBank genome assembly. NCBI's taxonomy places the organism in Eukaryota, Metazoa, Nematoda, Chromadorea, Rhabditida, Anisakidae.
AUGGUGAAUAACAAUUCUCCGUAUCCAUUUAACAAUUUUCCGUUCACACAUCAACCGUCGUUUCCUUAUUCUUCGAAUCCGGUCUUUUCCGGCUAUCUUACACCCGCUACAGCGGCCACUGCAGUCUCUGCAGCUGCCUCAUCGACAAGUGCGGACUGUGUUCGUAAAUCAACUGGAAGACGUGAACGCACGACGUUCAAUCCGAUGCAACUGCAAUUCCUGGAAUCCAUCUUCAAAGAAACACACUAUCCGGAUGUUUAUCAUCGAGAGCAGAUUGCCGAGAAAGUUGGUCUUCAAGAAAGCCGAAUCCAGGUAUGGUUCAAGAACAGACGUGCCAAAGAUCGUCAACAAAAACGUUUAGGACUCCAGUCAAUAAGAGCAAAUCUCUCCUCAGUUAGCAGUCAUAACAAUACCAGCACUAAUCAAACCCAAACACCACCUCCGGCUGAACCUAUUAAAACCAGUUCUACGCCACCUAAAGCCAUAUCACCUCUACUCAUUCCUGGUUCGCUGGAGUUUAAUCUUAAAGCUGCAAACAAAAUCUCCACCUUGAGUCUAAAGAACAGCACCGUCAAAGACGAGAACGACUUCACUAAGAAUGAUUUCAAGACAACUUUUUCACCAUUCGAAACUACUCCAAAUAUUGCAAGCUGGCCUCCACCUUAUCCCACUAUUACCGCACAAACCGCGUACCCAUCAAGCUACCCAAACGCCCAAUCGAGCAGUUUCAAUUUUGGUACUGGAACGACCGCUGCUCAAAACUACUAUCAUCAUCAUAAUCCAUAUCCUGCCGACUUCUACAAUCCCUAUACUCAGCCCAGUGCAGCCGCGUAUCAGUCUUAUCAAUCAAUGUUCAGCGGUUUUAACAGUGCGGCUAGCAAUGGAAUGACCGAUAUACAACGAUCAACUUUAUGA